CUGAUAAUUAUUGGUGCAAUACCACACCAGUAGUAUCCGAGUGUCCCAAUUAAAUACCGGAACUUUAAAAAUAAAAAAAACGCACCUCAAAUUAUUUACCGGUUCCGUUACUGGUGCUAGUGUCAAGUGUCAAUUGGAUAUUACAUCGCGGAACCAUGAAUCUGCUAUCGAUAUUCAUCGCAUUGACUCUUAGUCUGGCUUGCACAUUCGCAGAGGAAAGCAAGUCGUCGGACGUGACUAAAUUGGAAGUCGUGGAUCUGGGUGAAGUGAGCGACGAGUCAGACGUAAAGAUCUCCGAAUCGCAAAGAAAAAGAGACUCUGGUUACGUGUACAACAGACCGGACCGGCUCACGGCUGGUCAACGAUUCAACGGUCACGGUUACCGGCAAGGCUCAAAUGGUUACAGAGCCAAAAUUGUGUCCAGAUACCCCAGCCAGAGUCAGCGACCCUUUACAAGCUACGGAACACCGGUUCAAAGUGAACCUGUCCGGAGACCAAGCACACAGUACUCGGGUCCACAGAGUGGCAGUUUUGGCGGUCAUCAGAACCACUUGAGGCCUCAACAAGGUCAGUUCAGCGGUCAGCAAAACCAGCAAAACCAGCAGAACCAGUAUUCCUCGGGUCAGUUUGCACAGCAGAGCAACGGAUUCUUCAGCCAGAGGGUUCCCAGUCCUGUAAGGCACGUCGAUUUCGUCCCGCCCAACCCGAUAGCCAGUCAAAAUGAUCAACCUUUCGGUUCGAACACGGCCCUCUACCUCCCACCACAGAAUCAGGAGCUGCCGACGUAUUCGACACCGAGUAAAUUCCAGGCUGGUCAACAAUCGUUCCAGCAUCAGAUACAGAGCGUAAAUUUUCAGCAGCAGGAUCAGACCGCAAGCUUUCAGGACCAGAGUUCAAACCAAGGUGUAAUUUCCGACGCGGCAAAUUUUCUCUCCCAAAAUGCCCAGGCCAUAUCCCAGCUCUACGGGGCGCCAGCAACGGACCAAAGCUUCGCUCCAAACAACGAAGACUUCUCCGGCGGAAGCAACCAGAUUCAGGGGGUGACGGGUCCCUCCUUAGAACACAACAACCAGUUCCAGAAUCAGCAGUUUCGGAAUGUCCAGUCGGCGCAAAGGUUCCAGGGGUCGUUGCCCUCCUACGCAUCGGGCACCCUUGGCCCGGAGGAGUCGCUGGAGCAGAUCCAGUCGAAGGAAAAGGACAGGUUGAUAGCCGAGCUGCAGACGUUGCUGAGUCAGAGCCAAUCGCAGAACGCCGCGAGUGCCGAGCUGAUCGGUCAGUACGCCCAGAGCCACGGCAACUACAUAGAGAACCAGAAGCUGCUGGCCGCGAUAAGCUCGCAACUGCAGAAUCAGCAGAAGUACAACAACGGAGGCCAGAACGCGAAUCCCGGGGGUAGUUUCGGCUCCGCAAACACGGCCUUCGGCCAAGCGCCCUUCGUUCCCGGCACCAGCACCAGUCCCACUUUCACUCUGGGUUACGGCCUGACCACCCAGCAGACCCCGACGACGACGACGACGACCACGACCACGACCGCUUCCCCGAUCCCCCCGUCCCAAAGUCCCGCCGGAAGUUCCCAGUCUGGCUCCUCGGUUCCUGCACCGUCCGCACCCCCCGCAUCAAACCCGAAUUUUCCGCAGUACGGAGGCUUCGUGCCUUCCCUGAUCGGCAGUCCCGGUUUCGUCGGGGCUUUGCCGAGCUACGGCACCGUCGGCUCGGGAUUCGUCCCGGCGCCUGUUCAGCCGGCCGAAUCAUCCCCGACCCACUUCGGCUUGCCGAUCCCCCAGGACCCAAACGCGGCUCAGCAGCCCCAGACUCCGGGAUCGUCGCAUCAUCCCCCUCAGCCAGUGGCGCUCCCUUCGUCACCGAGUUUCGUCACUCGACCAGCCGCCCUUCCGGUUCAGCCCGUUCAUCCGGUUCAUCCGCUGCAGCCCGUUCAUCCUGUGCAACCGAUCGCACCUCUUCAUCCGAUUUCCACGACUCUCCACGGCGUCCAGCAGUUUCAUCCCAUCUUGAACCAGCCCCUGCAGCCGGUCGCUUCCCCCGUACAUCCGGUUUUGCCUGCGGUCGCUCCGGUUCACACAGCGCCAGUGGCAGCUCAUCCGAGUUACGGGAUUCAACCGGGCGUCUUCAACCCGUUGCUUUAUAAGCCUGUCAAGAAUGUUUAUCCCGUUUAUUAUUAUCCCAAUUUGCCGUAUCAGGUACAAAAACCGGCGCUUCCCACUUACCCGUGGAGCUAUGCACCGUCUUACGCACAGGCGAAACCAGCUCAAAUUUGGAAAUAAGUUCGCCUAGCGUGUACGUGUACAUAUGUUUUUGUUGUUUUUUAUUGCUUAAUAUUCGGAUAUUUUUAUAUACCUAUACCUAUUGGUAGAAAAGCAGUUGUUGAGUUUUAAUGAGAAUGUUUUUAUUUAUGCAUUGUAUGUUUAUUAUAUAUGUAUAGAAUACGAUAAUAUAAGUAUAAGCGUGUUUGAUUGGUAAUUCUACAUUUCCCGACACGUAUUUUUUAACGCACAAAUUCCUUCGCUAGUGGAGUUGUAAAUACAAAACUUGUAUUUAUUUUUAUAAAUAAAAUUGUUGUCUAUUUCUUUUUAUUAA
Neodiprion virginianus is the source of this 2595-nucleotide messenger RNA. RefSeq names its product PHD finger protein rhinoceros-like. The transcript is spliced from 2 exons. Lineage: Eukaryota; Metazoa; Arthropoda; Insecta; Hymenoptera; Diprionidae. The record is from RefSeq and is a predicted model, not a curated record. The coding region runs from base 156 to 2282 and encodes 708 amino acids.